AUGGGUCGAGCCCCAUGUUGCAGCGGCGAUCAUGCUGGUUUGAAGAGAGGUCCUUGGUCCCAUGAAGAAGACGAACGGCUCAGAUCAUUUGUGCUGCAAAACCCUAACACCAGUUGGCGCGUGGUCCCGCCCAAAGCAGGCUUGUUGAGAUGCGGCAAGUCAGCGCGCCUCCGUUGGAUGAAUUACCUCCGCCCAGAUAUAAGGAGAGGAAACUUCACACCUGAAGAGGAGAACCUCAUAGUUCAACUCCACGCUGCAAUUGGAAACAAGUGGGCAGUUAUAGCUUCCCAAAUCCCAGGAAGGACUGACAACGAGAUUAAGAACCUCUGGAACACAAGAUUAAGGAAGGUUUUAAUCCUCAAAGGAAUCAACCCGAUCACACAUCAACCCUUGUGCAAUCCCUUCUUAUCUGAUUAUGUGAAGCAAUGGAUCAAAUCCAUUGAGAACGUGAUUAUCUCCGGCCUAAUCACCCAAUCAUCAUCUUCUAAUGCUACUAUCAGUACUACUACUGAUAAUAAUCAUAUUAGCAGUAGUAACAGCGGCCUUUCUCUUGAUGCAUACCUUCCUCCUUUAAUGUCUCUAGAAAACUCCUUGAAUGGAGAGAUUCCUGAUCAAUCCCAACCAUUCGAUGCCCUACUUACACGUCCCACAUCUAAAACCAAUUCAUGGGUUGGUGAGAGUUCUCAUACUAAUGAUGGGAACUUCAUUGAUGAGUUUAUUUUGGGGGAAGAUGCUUCCUUAACCAAUAAUCUGAGUGAGUAUUUAAGGGGUGAGUUUGGAGAUAGUGCAAGUGACCCUUUCUUUGGAGACACCACAAGCGUAGAGAUGGACUCAAUGGCAUCUGCUGCAGCUUUAAAUUUGGAAGAAUGGUUCAAGUAUUGGAAUUGAUAGUGAGCAUGCACUGCUAAAGCUACCAUCAUACUCUCACCAGCCUGCUGUACCAGUGUCUCAUUUGUACGUGAGAUCCAGGCCAUUCAUUAGGUGCCCAUAAUUAAGCAACUCUAUAUAACUGGGACCACACAAAAUCUAAUUUUGUGGACAUGGGUGCUAAAAGGCGAAGCCAGCCUGGUGAAUUGCAUGAAUCUUAUACAGCCGUGUAGUGUUGGAACGCGUAGUGGGUAGUUUUAGCAUUUCUCAUUGAUCAAACCUCACAUUGAAAUUUGUAAACUUCUGUUAGAUUUGUGAAGAAAAGAUAUCUGUAUGAAUAGGUUUCCUAGAUUUCCCUUUUUUUUUUUUUUUUCUAAUUAUACUGUACAUGGUAAAGAAUAGAAAUCUGUGCAGUUUUCCC
Magnolia sinica is the source of this 1288-nucleotide messenger RNA. Its product is annotated as transcription factor MYB8-like. NCBI's taxonomy places the organism in Eukaryota, Viridiplantae, Streptophyta, Magnoliopsida, Magnoliales, Magnoliaceae. The coding region runs from base 1 to 888 and encodes 295 amino acids. The record is from RefSeq and is a predicted model, not a curated record. The transcript is spliced from 3 exons.